GCAUUUGGCAGCACACAUACAUCCUGAACGCCAGCUGUGACCAUUUCGGACUUGGCCCAGCCGCGGGUUUUUUGGUCACCGGCGCCAGCCGAAGUGGCACACGCUUUCUGACCAACCUGUUUCAAGGACUUGGAAUGAAUGUGAGCCAUCACUCUGACCCAGUGCGUGGUGCAGAUGGGGCUGUGAGUUGGGUCCAUGGAUUCCAUCGUUCCGGAUGCGUGGUACCCAGUUGGCAGAGCCCCAGAUUUUUCUCCAAGGCUUUUCUAAUGCUUCGGGAUCCGCUGAAACAGAUCCCUUCGAGGGCCGAGAGCACUGACGAUUUCGACUGGUUGGAAUUUGCUCGUUGUGCUGCAGACUUUGGGCCCCUUGGGCCAUCAACGAGCGCAACGGCUGUGGAUCGAUUGCGCUUGGCGCUCAAACACUAUGUCCUGCAGAACAGUUUUGUGGAGAAGUAUGCGGAGAAGUCCUUCUGGCUGGAAGACCUUGACGCACAUCACCCAGCUACUUUGGACAUCAUCCUCGGGCUCUGCGAAGAAUUUGCGUCGACGGCCUGCAACGAGGUGAAACUCCGGACGCUGAUCUCAGGUGCCUUACCGAUCGAUUCAGAGCCGUUGGGAGUGGGGUGGCCGCAGCUGGCCUUCAUCGAUCGGCCAUUUGCCGCGAUGGCUCAGACGUUGAUUCGAAGACACGGCAAGGACAUUUCCGUGGACGACCAACUCCCAGAGAUGGGUUGGGGCUUUCACUGUGACUUCAACAACGACCUGUGGUCCUGUGCACUUCCUCCAGAAGCAGAGUCGCUACUGGACAGGAGCUUUAGCCUAGAGGAUAUGAUUCGUUCAAAGGAUACGGCACUUUGCGCCAAGAAGCUGCCGCCGUUGAAUGGGAGCAUGGUUCUGUCCGUGUCAGUGGCGCGAACAGGCUCUGAGACACUCAGCAGAAUGCUGGAAUCUACUGGCCUCAAUUUGCACGACCAUCAAUGCAAUGCUCACACGUUGCUGGAACAUGGAGCUGGGCAUGUGAUUGUGAGCCUCAGACAUCCAGUUUCUCGAAUCGUGUCUGGAAUGCAGUGGCACACCCAUGUGUACAACAUGACAUUGGCGAUCGGGGCAUUUUUGAACAGCUCCAGCUCCAAGCUGUCGAUUGCUGGAGCUACUGGAGCUCACAACGAGCAGAGUGAGCGGAGUGACAGGGGUCAAUUCUCCCACGGCGCCUACGAUCUUCAGCACAAGGUGUUUUCCUUUGAUGAUUUUAACCACAGCUAUGUGGAUGCGCUGCGGAACACUUCAGAUCCGAACCACCGGAUAGCCCUGGACGUGCAGUACCGGCCUUACAGCAACAGCGUUUUCAUGCCCGUGGUCGACUUCUACAUCAAGGGACUCACCAACGAAGAGCGGGGCCGUGUGAGCUUCGUAUGCACCUGCACGCUGAAAGAAGACAUGGACAGGGUCUCCAAGGAACUGAAUCUCAAUCUGGACACAGAGAUUUUGUCCCAUGAAUCUGUCUCGAGUAGCGAUGAUCCUGAAGUCCAGCUCCAAUGGCUGUCGCAGAGAAACAUCGAUUGGAUUCGGGAGAUCUAUGCCGCCGACGAGGCAUUUUACCUUCAACAUUGCAGCCACUGUGAGCCCAACGCCAAGCCGCAUGAUUAG
This is a messenger RNA of Cladocopium goreaui, 1646 nucleotides long. Lineage: Eukaryota; Dinophyceae; Suessiales; Symbiodiniaceae. The record is from the annotation of a GenBank genome assembly.